AUGACGGAGAAAUCAAGAGAUAUCCUCCACGCCACAUCAAACAACCUCGAGUUGUUGACUGGUUAUAUUAGCCCACGAAAUGAGUUUGAGGUCAUGACUCUGAAUACCCCUGAUGAGAAAGUGUGCAAGACCCUCCACGCCACGUCAAACAACCUCGAGCUGUUGACUGGUUAUUGGGACCCAAAAUUUGUUGGGGGAUAUUUGUAUGAAGAGCGACCGGAAGGAGGAAGUGAGGUAAAGCGGGUAUCAGAAAAAUAUAUCCCCCACGCCACAUUGACAAUCUCGAAUUGCCAAUUGGUUAUGAAGCGACCCUUUAAGCGAAUAGGGAGAGAUGGCGAAGAAGAUUUCCAGAGAACAAAAACCUUCGAAAAGAUAGGAUAUCCCCCACGCCAACUUGGCAACCUCGAGUUGUCAAUUGGUUAUGAAGCGGCCCUUAGGCGUAUAGAGAGAGGGGUACCGGAGGAUUUUCAGAGAGCAGAAAUCUUUGAGGAGGUAGGAUAUCCUCCACGACAACUUGGCAACCUCGAGUUGUCAAUUGGUUAUAAGACUGAACCAAUGAAAGAGAAAGGAUUGCCGGGAGUUGAGGUGUGA
Histoplasma capsulatum G186AR is the source of this 591-nucleotide messenger RNA. RefSeq lists its product as uncharacterized. The record is from RefSeq and is a predicted model, not a curated record. Lineage: Eukaryota; Fungi; Ascomycota; Eurotiomycetes; Onygenales; Ajellomycetaceae. The transcript has 4 exons. The coding region runs from base 1 to 591 and encodes 196 amino acids.